AUGUCUUCUGGGCAGGCUCUCAGGGCACAGGGGACUCUCUUCGACGUAACCAGCUUUAAUCGUGUCACCAUUUGCCCUGUGAGCAAAAGUGCGUUUCCCGGACAAACUCAGGAUCCGCUAUAUGGCUACUUUGCUGCUGUGGCUGGACAGGAUGGACAGAUUGAUGCCGACGAGCUGCAGAGGUGUCUAACCCAGUCUGGCAUUGCUGGGGCAUACAAACCUUUUAAUCUGGAGACUUGUCGCCUUAUGGUUUCAAUGUUGGAUAGAGAUAUGUCUGGCACGAUGGGGUUCACGAUGGGGUUCUGGGCUGUGCUGAAUGGCUGGAGGCAACACUUCAUCAGUUUCAACAGUGAUCGAAGUGGAACCGUGGACCCCCAGGAACUGCAGAAGGCCUUGACAAUGAUGGGAUUCAGGUUGAGCCCGCAAACUGUGAAUUCAGUUGCAAAGCGAUACAGCACCAGUGGGAAGAUCACUUUUGAUGACUACAUCGCCUGCUGUGUCAAACUGAGGGCGCUCACAGAUAGCUUCCGAAGACAGGAUUCUGGUCAACAAGGAGUUGUGAACUUCUCUUAUGAUGAUUUCAUUCAGUGUGUCAUGACCGUCUAAGCCACGAGGAAGCUGUCUGAAUACACUCAACAUUCCAACUGGAGCCCUUGCUCGCUUCCUUCCUGCCUUCAGUGCUGUGUGUAGACCCCCACCAACACUCCAUGACAACUACUGAACAGGAUUAUGACUUUAUAUAGAACCGAAGCUUCAUUUUUAAUUUUGAUAAUAAAUUCUUUGGAAGUUUAUGAGAACAAGUCUGUUACACCAGUCAGACCCUCCUGAGCCAUUAUCAAUUAUGCCUUAUUUC
Messenger RNA from Psammomys obesus (fat sand rat), 853 nucleotides. Its product is annotated as sorcin-like. NCBI's taxonomy places the organism in Eukaryota, Metazoa, Chordata, Mammalia, Rodentia, Muridae. Gene Ontology annotation, molecular function: calcium ion binding. The transcript has a single exon. Bases 1 to 606 code for a protein of 201 amino acids. The record is from RefSeq and is a predicted model, not a curated record.